Molecule: messenger RNA, 528 nt
Organism: Hippopotamus amphibius kiboko
Lineage: Eukaryota; Metazoa; Chordata; Mammalia; Artiodactyla; Hippopotamidae
Source: the annotation of a RefSeq genome assembly
AUGAUAACGUAUGUUGUAUUUAUUUUGAGUAUUGUUUUUGUGAUUGGUUUAAUUGGUUCUCCUUCAAAGCCUUCGCCGAUUUAUGGUGGGCUGGGUUUGAUUGUUAGUGGUGGGGCUGGUUGUGGUAUGGUGUUGAAUUUUGGCGGGUCUUUUUUGGGUUUAAUGGUGUUUUUGGUUUAUUUGGGUGGGAUGUUGGUGGUAUUUGGUUAUACGACUGCAAUGGCUACUGAGCAGUAUCCCGAGGUUUGAGUCUCUAAUAAGGUUGUGUUGGGGGCGUUUCUUUUAGGGUUGAUGAUAGAGUUUUUAGCGGUUUUAUAUGUCUUGAAGGAAGGAGAGGUGGAGCUUGUGUUCAAGUUUAGUGGUCUGGGUGAUUGGGUUGUUUAUGGUAUGAGUGAUUUUGGGGUUUUUAGUGGGGAGGCUAUGGGUGUUGCAGCUUUAUAUAGCUAUGGUGUUUGAUUGGUUGUUGUAACGGGUUGGUCCUUGUUUGUUGGUGUUGUGGUGAUUAUGGAAGUUACGCGUGGGGGUUAA